AUGGCAGUGUUCCUAGCUGCCGUUGCAAGCGCCGGCAACAGUGACAUGUAUGACAGUGUUGCCGUUGCAAGCGCCGGCAACAGUGACAUGUAUGACAGUGUUGCCGUUGCAAGCGCCGGCAACAGUGACAUGUAUGACAGUGUUGCCGUUGCAAGCGCCGGCAACAGUGACAUGUAUGACAGUGUUGCCGUUGCAAGCGCCGGCAACAGUGACAUGUAUGGCAGUGUUGCCGUUGCAAGCGCCGGCAACAGUGACAUGUAUGACAGUGUUGCCGUUGCAAGCGCCGGCAACAGUGACAUGUAUGACAGUGUUGCCGUUGCAAGCGCCGGCAACAGUGACAUGUAUGACAGUGUUGCCGUUGCAAGCGCCGGCAACUGUGACAUGUAUGGCAGUGUUGCCGUUGCAAGCGCCGGCAACAGUGACAUGUAUGACAGUGUUGCCGUUGCAAGCGCCGGCAACAGUGACAUGUAUGGCAGUGUUGCCGUUGCAAGCGCCGGCAACAGUGACAUGUAUGACAGUGUUGCCGUUGCAAGCGCCGGCAACAGUGACAUGUAUGACAGUGUUGCCGUUGCAAGCGCCGGCAACAGUGACAUGUAUGACAGUGUUGCCGUUGCAAGCGCCGGCAACAGUGACAUGUAUGACAGUGUUGCCGUUGCAAGCGCCGGCAACAGUGACAGUACUCAACAGUACUCGCAACAUCCCGAACACUGUGAACCUGCCGUUAAAUAUUCUACCUCAACAUCUGCCUAA
This is a messenger RNA of Procambarus clarkii (red swamp crayfish), 750 nucleotides long. Lineage: Eukaryota; Metazoa; Arthropoda; Malacostraca; Decapoda; Cambaridae. The record is from RefSeq and is a predicted model, not a curated record.